UUUAUAUUAUAAACCUCUCUGACUAGUGGCUCGCUCCGUUGAUACAUCACAUUGCAGUUUCCCAGCAAGGCGAACAUGUGCUCAUGUGAUUAGGGCAAGCACCUAUUGGUGCAUUAUCGAUCUGCAAGUCAUAGCGAGGCUCGGUUGACCCUAUUGAGAGAAAGGGAGCUUGGAUAACCCCGGAUGGCUCCCCGACGUGUGCUUUCUGAUAUGUGUAGGAAUGCGGUGCUUUAUCGUGGAGGGUAUGGGGAAUGCCGAUAUUAAUGGAACUCGGUGUGUGUGGGAAAUCUUUCCGCGUAGUUCACGCAGUACCGAUCAACACGGAAACAGAUUGAAGUCACUUCCGUGAUGGAGCAUGCCGGGAAAUUUUGGGAGCGCGUCAUAGAGACGUCAGUGACGUUGCUAUGGAUCACAUCACAAGGUUGGUGCACGACGACUCCGCGGAUCCCCGACGAACAACGCCUGUACCAGUCCCUCAUGAUGGGAUACGAAAAGUCCGUCCGACCGGUCAUCAACGCAUCUACUAUAUUAAUGGUCAAGUUUGGCCUCAAGCUCAAUCAGAUCGUGGACCUUGAUGAGCGACACCAGGUGCUAACUACGAAUGUUUUCAUAGACCAGGAAUGGGCUGACGAGAAUCUCUAUUGGGACCCCGUCGUCUUCAACAGUAUCCGUUCCCUUCGGAUUCCCGCCAGAAAUGUGUGGCUUCCCGAUACCUUUAUCUACAACAAUGCGGACGACGGAUCGACCGGAUUCAUGCAGGGGACGUAUAUACUGGUCAACUACAACGGAACAGUCAAGUGGCCGGUACCGGUCAAGUUAAAGAGCUCGUGCAAGGUGGACAUCACAUAUUUCCCGUUUGACGACCAGGAGUGUAUUCUUAGGUUUGGAUCAUGGAUCUACAGUGGUUUAUGGAUGGAUUAUUUCUCAGAGCACAAUGAGACGCCCAUUGACCUUGGUUCCUAUGUUGAUAACAGUGAAUGGGACCUUCUCUCAGUUAAGCUCAAGAAAAAUAUUCGUACCCAUUCUUGUUGUCCAGAUCCACACCCGGAUAUGACGUAUGUUCUUCACAUCCGACGAAAAACAUUCUACUACAUCUUUAAUAUCAUUGUUCCAUGUGUAAUGCUAUCAACAUUGACUUUGCUGACGUUCUGGCUGCCACCUACUUCCGGUGAAAAAAUAACUCUAGGACUGUCGGUGUUCCUGGCCUUCUCCAUGUUCAUGCUCCUGAUUGCUGAGGAAGUGCCCGCCACAUCAGAGGCUGUACCUCUAAUAGGUAUCUACCUCUGUACAGUGAUGACGAUGACGUCACUGUCUGUAAUCAUGGCAGUCAUGGUGAUAAACCUCUACAACAGAGGCAUGAAGACAAGAAGGGCCCCCAAUUGGCUUAGACAUGUCGCACUAAACUGGUUGUCAAGGCCACUCAAGAUGAAACACGAUCUUCAGAAAGUAGCUAAGGCAAUAUCACUGGAAGAUGAACUGGAAGGCGCUUACAGGUGUAAAAAGCACGGGAAACUAGACACGAAAAACAUUCCUAGCAAAUCUAGUCCAGACAAAGAGGACACCGCCAUGUUGGAUAAAGAGACGACGAUCCGAAACAGACGAUAUGACAAAAACGACGUCAUGACGACGUCAUUUGUAGAAGACAAUGAUGAACAGGAGGUGAUAUGGUUACGACGAGAAGACUUUAAAGAAGAGACUGCUGAGUGUUCACGGAAUACGUGGGCGGAUAUACACGAACUUCAACAAAGUAGCAAAGAUAACAAUAACCGCGCGAAAAAUGGCGCACGGACAAAGUCAAGUGGAAAAGCUGCGGCAACUGUUGUGACGCCAGUCUCGCCUGAGGAAUCAAAAUCCACACAGACAGACGGAAAUAUAGGUACAUUCUUAACAGAGUGCCGCAAUCAAAACGAACUGUUCGCGCGCAAACUUAUCGUUGCUGAAUGGCAGCGAAUAGCGGCCGUCACAGACCGGAUCCUCUUCUGGUUCUACUUUCUCAGCACUCUGACGUCAUACAUCGUCAUUCUCAUCGUGGUGCCCAAUUCUAAUUACUCAAGAUGGAACGCAGAGAUCCUUCCCAUGCACACGGUGACGCAAGCAAGCUGAUUGGUCGUGAUGUUUAAAUGCCUAUGACGUCCAUUCUGCCUCAUAUGGAAAUGUGUAUUUGUGAAUAUUUAUCCAAUUUCAAUAUUACUCCAUUUUUAACAUUUGUCGUGCCAAUAUUAAUACAUAGCGUGUAUGAGUAAUAACAUUCCUACUGGCCCGAUAGCUACCAUUACAUCCUCUUCAUGUCCUAUAUACUUUAUCAUAGCAAAGACGUAAAACAAAGCUGACGUGUCAUUUAAUCAUGGGGCCAUGCUACCAAUUUUGAAUAACAAGUCCAAAGCAUGGCUCGCUUGACUACGGGUAUCGGGGCAAUCGGAUAUCGAGCGCCGCAGUUAUGAAGCCACUUAGCAAUGGCAAUCAAAAUCAUGAAAGUCUACAGAGCUUGGCAUUAUUUAUAACAUUGUUUUAUACAUUUGGUAAUGGAAACUCAAUCAUUUUGAGAAUAUGAUAGAAAUGUGUGUACUGAAAAAAGUUUGCAAUGGAGCAUAUGGACGAUGGAUAUUUUCUUCAUCAACCUAUUCAAAUAAGGAAUGUUUUGGAACGUUUGUACAUAGCCGUUCCGGUCUAAUAUCAAUAUCACCAUUCAGUAUAAAGACAUUUUCAAUGCUCUGAUUGGCCGUUGCGUUCACGCUGACGUCAUUAUAGCAACAAGUAUAUGAUGUCAUGUCCUGUUAUUGCUAUCAAAAUCAAUAUCACUUGAUAUAUAUUAAGAAAUGAAAAUUAAAAGUUUCAUUUGAAAGGAUAUUUCCUUAAGCUUAAUACACUUAAGGAUCCCCGACCCUACAGUGACAUCUCUCUUAAUUGCGAUUUGAAUAAAACUGUAGCACGGGUGGACUAGAGCUCUUCCAUUGGCCAGGUAGCUCAUUCUGUAGAGCGGUAGUAUAACAAAUUCAGGGUUCGAAUCCUGGACUAGCCCGCUGAUUGUUUAUGUUCCUAACUAUGUUGUUGAUUAUAUUUCAUUUUUAUUGUUUUGCCACAAAAGACCCUCAACCUAUGUUUUCUUUUCAGAAAUAAUUUAUCAAAGCUACAAUCAUGCUUGAAAAAAUGUGUAGUUUGGUAGUGGUACGGGAUUUUUGGUAGUGGUACGUGGAUCCUCAAAUGAGAAUGUCUGCAAGCAUGCAAGUACAACACAAUUAUCGUGAUGUAGUGAAUGUUACUAGCAGUAUUGCGUGAGACAGGGAGUAACUAUACCCACUGCACCCAUCCCUGGGUUUUCACAUCCCUGUCACUAACGAUUAUUUAUGUUUAAUUUAAGUUGUUCGAAUUCUGAAUCAAUGCCAAUGUUUAAAUCACGAGAAAUGCGUGGCACCCACGUGCGACUAUCAUAUGUUAAGUCUUCGCUUGGUUUAUAGAUAGUGUUUCAUAUGGAAACUGAUUGAAGCUCCUGUGUAUAUAUGUACAUAUAGUAAAACUGAAACUGUUCAAUGCGAAGUUGAUUGUCCGCGCAAGAUAGAUCCGUCAGACUCCCGCACGCGAGAUAAACAUUAAGUACGUCAACGAUUCCGAUAACAUAGCAAUAAUACGGUCCUGCUUACGUUGUAUGUAAAUCAGAUUGCUAUCAGACAUUCAGUCUGCUAUACUUCACUUGUACAGUUAGACGUAGAUAUAUUUACAUGUUCGUAACAACGUAGAAUUUGUUAGGAUGCUGAAUAACAUUUCAUUUCAUUUCCUACUGAAAAUCAACAAUAUUGUCUUUCUCAUUUUUCCAUGUAUGGAAUGUCAAAACAAUUCAGAUGUCUUUUGUGAGUGAGACCUUCAGAUGUUUUUUUGAAUGAACGUGUUACCUUUCUUAAAUUUCCCUUUUUUCCAUCUCGAAAAAAAUCUUUAUUUCAUAUUUCAUGUUUCAUGAAUACAAAUUAUGAAUCUUGGACAUAGAAUUUGUUUUGGAAUAAUGUAAUUGUUAUUAAGAGGAUUAUGUACUUUUGGUACAAAUAAACGAAACUGUAAAUCAUUCUUCGGGAUUAAAUAAUUAGAAAAAUGAAAGAAAUACGCCCAAUUCCAAUAAAUAUAUAAUACUUUUUCA
Messenger RNA from Mizuhopecten yessoensis (Yesso scallop), 4126 nucleotides. RefSeq names its product neuronal acetylcholine receptor subunit alpha-10-like. Gene Ontology annotation, cellular component: synapse; postsynaptic membrane; neuron projection. The transcript is spliced from 8 exons. The coding region runs from base 349 to 2103 and encodes 584 amino acids. Gene Ontology annotation, molecular function: transmembrane signaling receptor activity; acetylcholine-gated monoatomic cation-selective channel activity. Gene Ontology annotation, biological process: signal transduction; monoatomic ion transmembrane transport; nervous system process. The record is from RefSeq and is a predicted model, not a curated record. NCBI's taxonomy places the organism in Eukaryota, Metazoa, Mollusca, Bivalvia, Pectinida, Pectinidae.